This is a messenger RNA of Pseudozyma flocculosa PF-1, 327 nucleotides long. RefSeq lists its product as uncharacterized. The transcript is spliced from 3 exons. The record is from RefSeq and is a predicted model, not a curated record. Bases 1 to 327 code for a protein of 108 amino acids. Lineage: Eukaryota; Fungi; Basidiomycota; Ustilaginomycetes; Ustilaginales; Ustilaginaceae.
AUGUGGUUCAACGACCACGAGGAGGCCGCCGAGCACGUCUACAACAACGACCCGCAGGGCGACUCCAACGCCCACGAGGCCAAGUGGACGCACGAGGCCGUCGGCUUCGGCGCCGGCUUUGUCGCCAUGCGCGAGUACGAAAAGAGGCAGGAGGCCCAGGGCGAGCGUCCCAAGCACGAGUUUGCAAAGGAGAUGAUUGCCGGCAUCGCCGGUGCCGAGGUCGACAAGCUGUUUGAGACCAAGGGCCUCGACUUCCUCGACCGCGAAAAGGCCAAGCACCACGCGCGCGAGCAGGCCGAGAGGAUCUACGACGAGCGCUACCAGUAG